Molecule: messenger RNA, 264 nt
Organism: Sphaeroforma arctica JP610
Lineage: Eukaryota; Ichthyosporea; Ichthyophonida
Exons: 2
Coding region: 1-264 (87 amino acids)
Source: RefSeq, a predicted model, not a curated record
AUGCCGAUAUCCGAUGGAGCCGUUCCCGAGGCUACUGGGAACCGACGAAUGACCGUUACAGCUCGUAGAAUAUCAGCCGAAGACAAGCGCCAGAUGAACAACAGUCGCCACAACCGCCAGGAGGAUCAGCGAGCACGUGACGAGUAUGAUCGGGCGUGUGCCACACGUACCAAGGAACAGAUGCAAUGGAUGGAGCGCGGGAUGGCCAGACUGAGGGGUCGUCUGGCUUUGGACCGGCUCCCCCAACCGUCAGCCCAACGCUGA